Messenger RNA from Oncorhynchus tshawytscha (Chinook salmon), 698 nucleotides. It is a transcript of the gene stmn2a, whose product is annotated as stathmin 2a. Gene Ontology annotation, molecular function: tubulin binding. The record is from RefSeq and is a predicted model, not a curated record. Gene Ontology annotation, cellular component: neuron projection; growth cone; cytoplasm. NCBI's taxonomy places the organism in Eukaryota, Metazoa, Chordata, Actinopteri, Salmoniformes, Salmonidae. The transcript is spliced from 4 exons. Bases 151 to 663 code for a protein of 170 amino acids. Gene Ontology annotation, biological process: microtubule depolymerization; neuron projection development; regulation of microtubule polymerization or depolymerization.
CGCUCAUAAUUCAACCGCUCCCAUCUUCCAGCUCGCUCCGCACCUCUCAUCCUGAUCUCAGCCCCCGGUUUUGUCUUUUUCGCUGACACAGUGCCUUAAAACAAUAUUUUCGCCCUUCAGACCCUAGCCGCAAAACACCCGCAGACAGCCAUGGCCAAAACUGCAAUUGCAUACAAAGAGAAGAUGAAGGAGCUGUCUGUUUUCUCCCUCAUCUGCUCCUGCUUUUAUCCAGAGGCACGCAACAAGCUGGUCGUCUGUGAGUUCGAAGACAUGGAGGUGAAGCCAAUCAACAAGCGGGCGUCGGGCCAGGCCUUUGAGGUGAUUCUGAAGCCCCCAUCCCCGGUGUCAGAUGUGGCCCACAGCAUCGCUUCGCCCCCCAAGAGGGAAGUGUCCCUAGAGGACAUCCAGAAGAAAUUGGAGGCAGCUGAGGACCGGAGGAGGUCCCAGGAGGCCCAGGUGCUGAGGGCCCUGGCAGAGAAGAGGGAGCAUGAGAGGGAUGUGCUGCUCAAGGCCAUGGAAGAAAACAACAACUUCAGCAAAAUGGCAGAGGAGAAGCUCACCAUGAAGAUGGAGCAAAUCAAGGAGAACCGGGAGGCCCACCUGGCAGCCAUGAUGGAACGCCUGCAGGAGAAGGUGAGAGAAGACUGGCCAGUAGUACUGUAGAAGUAGUAAUGGAGUAGUAGAACAAGUAGUAGAUG